Molecule: messenger RNA, 2119 nt
Organism: Varroa destructor (honeybee mite)
Lineage: Eukaryota; Metazoa; Arthropoda; Arachnida; Mesostigmata; Varroidae
Product: beta-1,4-glucuronyltransferase 1-like
Biological process (GO): protein O-linked glycosylation via mannose
Cellular component (GO): Golgi apparatus
Molecular function (GO): glucuronosyltransferase activity
Source: RefSeq, a predicted model, not a curated record
AACAAAAUCGACGAAAUGCGACUUAAAGCUCGUUGUCUGGCCUGUUCAGCUCCGCAGCUGUGGCGCGCUUUGGUUGUCAUUCUCGUGUUGGUAAUCUCCGUUCUGCAAGUGGUCCAUAUCACGCUGCUUAGCCGACUUGAAGCGCGAAGAUCACGGGAUGACCGCCGGACCGCCCGAAGUCCUCUGACGGAUUGGGGAAGCGACAAGUAUAGGGUCCAGGAAAUGUCGGAUGAUCGUGCGCGAAUGUUGCAUGUUCUCGAAGAAUCUGCCGUGCUCGACGUUUCUGGAGAGUUCAGUCUCGUGUCGAAUUUUCAGCCAGCUUCUCCCCCGUUGCGGGGAACGAUGUCGGCACAGGGCGGAUCCGCUUCACCUAAACAGCAGCAGCAACAACAACAACAGCCUCAGUUAACAACACAAGGAGCUACCCAGGGCAUGUUGCCGUCAACGUCAAAUGAACAUACUAGAGGAGGUAUUAGCAGUAGUUUGACAAGAGACGUUACGCUUGUGACACAGAGCAGUAUUGGGCCUCUAUCGUCAUUGGACUCGUUGGCAUCCCGAUGGAAAGGGCCCAUAUCCGUGGCCCUAUUUGCUGCAAAACGACGAGAGUUGCCAGAUCUCAUAGAAACCAUUCUACAUCUGCGGGCAUGCUACCCAGCAGUCCGGCAUAAUGUAACCUUCCAUUUGGUUUACCCACUACAUUCGAAAGCGACCUCGAGCGGAAAUAGUCACCAUGGGGCACCAGCGCUUUCGUUAGCUGAGUGCUCGACCCUUCCACGCCGACUGGGAGAACUUCAGCCAAGUAUCAUCAAUUACGGUCAUGAAGUUGCCUACCCUGUCAAUCUAUUGCGGAACGUCGCCCGAAGGAACGCUGCUUCCCAAUUUAUAUUUGUCGUUGACAUUGACCUGCAAGUGAGCCAAGGCCUUCAUGAUUCGUUUCUAACAUACGCAAAGGAGAAUUCCUUAUUCUCGCGGGCCGAUCAUCAGGAAGCCUUCGUAGUGCCAGCAUUUGAGACAGUCGAAGAUAUUGUACUGCCACGUAACAAAGCGGAACUAUUGGGGCUGCUUGAACGUGGAGUUGCGCGACCAUUUUAUGCCGAACUGUGCCAUAAAUGCCAUAAGCAUACCGACUAUGAAGCGUGGACAAAAGCCCCACUUACUCCUGAUAAUAAACUUGAGGUUUUGUAUCAGGUAAGCUGGAAGGAUCCCUGGGAGCCAUUCUACAUAGCGCACAAUUCUGUCCCACUCUACGAUGAGCGUUUUCGACAGUAUGGUUUCAAUCGGAUCAGCCAGGCGUGCGAAAUGCAUGUGGCAGGUUAUUCGUUUGCCGUGCUUAAUAACGCAUUCGUCAUUCAUCGAGGACUCAAGCGGUCUGGCGACUUCCAUAAGGAGAAAGAUAAGGACCUCGACAGGAAUAGGCUCAAUUUCAGACAAUUUAAGACCGAGCUCAAGGAGAAAUACAAGCAGUCGCCAAGAAGAUGCUAUUGAAUUUAAAUAAUCGGAAGGGAAACUUUAGGUGUUAUUAUGUAACGUUUAACUGUCUCCAUUAAUGUCGUUGCCUAAGAGCAUGAUGCCUGCAACCUAUGGACGUGAAUGAUGCAAUAACAGGACGGCGAAUCGACCUAUCUCUCACAAGUUGCCAGAGUCCAUUCCUCAAAGCGUAUGCUCAAUCAUUUCUUUAAAUUUCUUAAGCUUUUCGUACCAGACCAAAAUUCUAGAUAAAUUACUGUACUUACAUAUGAUAUGUAACUAACAUGGGUACUAUUACGCUCAUUGUUCAUACUUAAGUAUAUCGAUUUCUCCGUGCGACAGAUUUAUAAGCCUAUUCCAGGAAUAUCUUCACUGGAAGGUUUCAACCCGGAAAAAACAAUUAAAAACUGCUGAGGUUUACAUGACUUUGAAAUAGCAGUGCUUCAUGAGUAUGAUAGCUCUGCGCAGAGGAAACCGGAAUGAUACCGAUUAGCCGGCUGGCAGAGACAGGAGCAAGAACCCUCUAUAGAUAUCAAACACGGGUGCCAUACAUGUGCUCUUCUUUUGAGGUUCGAAUACCAACUGACGAUGUACAUAUGUAAGAUAGAUACUAUUGUAACCUGAUCUUAUCCUUGGUAAGUUAGCUAGUUUC